This is a messenger RNA of Stegostoma tigrinum, 5865 nucleotides long. It is a transcript of the gene piwil1, whose product is annotated as piwi-like RNA-mediated gene silencing 1. Bases 250 to 2610 code for a protein of 786 amino acids. Gene Ontology annotation, cellular component: P granule. Gene Ontology annotation, biological process: regulatory ncRNA-mediated gene silencing. The transcript has 19 exons. Lineage: Eukaryota; Metazoa; Chordata; Chondrichthyes; Orectolobiformes; Stegostomatidae. Gene Ontology annotation, molecular function: protein binding; piRNA binding. The record is from RefSeq and is a predicted model, not a curated record.
CAUACAACGUUCUUUUACUGACCACCUAGCAGUUCUGUUCAAAGUUACCAUUUUGCUUAGCUUCUGUCUGCCAUCUCGUAAGCAGGCAUGGGCUGGUUAGUAUGUUCAGGCACAAGUCACCUUACGUAGCCAGGUACAGGUCACACCUACAAUGAUGAAUCUGCACUUUAGAAACUUUGGAGCUUUUUGGAUGUGAGUUUGCUCGCUGAGCUGGAAGUUGUUGAGGUGAUAUCUGCUGGAUUUAAGGAGAUGUCAUUGGCAGAAAGAGGUGGACGUCGGCGAGACUUGCAUGAUCUUGGAGUGAACACAAGGAAGGCAAUGGAGCAUGUCAAGGAGUCCAAAACUGGUAUUUCUGGAAGUAUAAUACGACUGAUAACAAACUAUAUUCGCCUAAGCUCUCGCCCACAGUGGGCUCUAUAUCAGUACCAUGUGGAUUAUAAUCCUCAAAUGGAAUCAAGGCGUUUGCGAACAGUACUGUUGUUUAUGCAUGACAAAAUACUUGGUACAACUCGUGUCUUUGAUGGUUCGAUCUUAUUCCUGCCCAAAAAACUGGAAAAGAAAGUCACUGAACUGCUGAGCCAGACACGUGAUGGCCAGAAUGUGAAGGUAACAGUUACUUUGACAAAUGAAUUGCCUCCGACAUCUCCAACAUGCCUUCAGUUUUACAACAUUGUGUUCAGACGGCUUUUAAAGAUGAUGUCCUUGCAGCAAAUUGGCCGAAACUAUUACAACCCUCAGGAUCCCAUUAUGAUUCCGCAGCACAGAAUCAUGGUUUGGCCAGGAUACACCACGUCAAUUCUGCAGUACGAGAACAGUGUCAUGUUAUGUGCAGAUGUCAGUCACAAGAUUCUGCGAAGCGAAACUGUACUUGAUGUGAUGUAUCAGUUAUAUGAGCAGUUUGGUGAACACCAGUUUCAGGAAGCCUGCUCCAAGGAGCUAAUUGGUGUCAUAGUUCUUACCAGGUACAACAACAAGACUUACCGAAUCGAUGAUAUUGAUUGGGUUCAGAACCCACGAAACACCUUUAAAAAGACAGAUGGAUCUCAAAUCAGCUAUGUUGAUUAUUACAAGAAGCAAUAUAGUACUGACAUCACUGAUCUGAACCAGCCAGUGCUCAUCAGUCAACCCAAAAGGCAAGGACCUGGAGGUACUACUGUAGGACCCAUCUGCCUCAUUCCAGAGCUCUGUUAUCUCACAGGAAUGACUGACAAAAUACGUUCAGAUUUCAAUGUUAUGAGAGACCUGUCUGUACAUACAAGAUUAACACCAAAACAAAGAGAACAGCGGUUAUGGCGUUUCAUGGACUACAUUCAAAAGGAUGAUAAUGUACAGAAGGAGCUCUCUGAUUGGGGUCUCCAAUUUGAUACCGAGUUACACUCACUGUCUGGCCGAGUUGUACCUUCAGAGAAGAUUCACCAAGGUGGUAAAAUGUUUGAUUAUAAUCCUCAAGCAGCAGAGUGGUCCAGAGAAACCAGAGGCGCUUACCUGAUUAAUCCUAUUCCACUGGAAAAUUGGGUGUUGAUUUUUACCCGAAGAAAUGCUGAUGUAGCUAGGAGCCUCUUCCAAACUCUAGGCAAAGUGGUAAAUGCAAUGGGCAUUAGAAUGGAAAAGCCAUUAAUGAUCGAGGUGGAAGAUCGCAGUGAGGCAUUUUUGAAGGCGUUGCAAUCUAAUGUUACUCAGUCUACAAGAAUUGUUGUUUGUGUCCUUCCAUCUAAUCGUAAAGACAAAUACGAUACAAUCAAGAAAUACUUGUGUGUUGAAUGCCCAACCCCAAGUCAGUGUGUAGUUGCUCGCACCUUAAGUAAGCCACAGGCAUUGAUGGCUAUUGCAACAAAAAUUGCAUUGCAAAUAAACUGUAAGAUGGGUGGUGAACUGUGGAGUGUCGAGAUACCACUCAAACAGCUCAUGGUGGUUGGUAUAGAUUGUUACCAUGAUAAUGCUGCUGGGAGGAAGUCCAUUGCAGGAUUUGUAGCCAGUCUGAAUCAGUCCAUAACAAGGUGGUUUUCUCGCUGCAUCUUGCAAGAGCGUGGACAAGAACUUGUAGAUGGAUUAAAAGUUUGCUUACAAGCUGCCUUGAAAACAUGGCAUGCUCACAAUAAGUGCCUGCCUGGUCGCAUCAUAGUGUACCGUGAUGGAGUUGGUGAUGGACAGUUGAACACUGUAGUCAAUUAUGAGGUUCCGCAGCUGCUAGAUUGUUUGAAAUACCUGACUGACUACAAGCCAAAGCUAUCGGUGAUUGUUGUGAAGAAGCGUGUUAAUGCAAGGUUUUUUUCACAAGCUGGUGGAAGAUUGCAGAACCCACCUCCUGGCACUGUCAUUGAUACAGAUGUUACGAGACCAGAAUGGUAUGACUUCUAUAUCGUCAGUCAGUCAGUGAAGGUUGGUACUGUUACACCGACACACUACAAUGUGGUGUAUGACAGCAGCAACUUAAAACCAGAUUACAUGCAGCGACUAACCUACAAGCUGUGCCACAUGUAUUACAAUUGGCCGGGUGUUAUUCGUGUGCCUGCCCCCUGCCAAUAUGCCCACAAGCUGGCAUUCUUAGUGGGACAAAGUAUUCAUCGAGAGCCCAGUCUGGCAUUGGCAGACCGACUUUAUUACCUGUGAAUAUAAAAGCCAUCAUGUUUCCUGUCAUGAUUACUACUUAAAAAAGCAACUUUAUAAAAUGAACCAUUUCCCAAGAAUGUAUAUUCUAGACCAGGAAAACAUUUGGAUGUGUGGGCAGUUGUGUCAAUGGGAAACCACACCUAUUCUUGUAAUCUGGAUAUUAACUUGUUUGCACGCAGUCUCUUUUAGUUUUCUAAAUACCCCAUCUUUAAAGCAUCCACAAGCUGAGGCAAGAGUUCCUCGGAUAUCAAAAAUUCAUGACAUGUCUUCUCCUUUUCCCCCCCUCCACCACGACCGCAAUGCUUUGUCCCAAAUCCUUGAACAAUCUCUUUGCGUUCAAUGAAAGUAGUUCUCUGAAUUAAAGCAACCAACAGAAUUACAAAUGUUAUUGAGCCCCAAGUUCAUUGUGCAUAUGAUACUAGCGUAAACUCAAAUGACAACAGAUGCUGGAGAAACUCCACAGGUCUGGCAGCAUCUGUGGAGAGAAUUGAAAUUAAUCUUUUGAGUCUGGUUUGACUUCUUCGGAAUCCCUAUCUAUUUUAUCCCAUUUUUAUUGUACUAGGGAAGUCAUACUAGACUCAGCAUUAACUCCUGUUUGAUACUGUCAGAUCAUUUUUGUUUUUGUGCUUAUGAUACUAGUCUGACUUGAACUCUUUCCCCUAAUCCCUUUUUCCCAUUUCCCUUUUAUGCACAACCCUGGUGUACCUUGUUUGACUAAUCCUGAAAGAUGCCAAACCCUUUCAUAUCAAAGGUAAAAUCAUCAAAUUUUAUAACAUGGGAGGCAGUCAUUUGGCCUGCCUUUAUGCCUGUUGUCAGUACUUUGUAUUUUAAAAUUAAUUUUUAUAAAAGCAAUGGAUGCUAGAGAUCUGAAAUGAAAACAAGACGCUGGUGAAACGCAGCAGGUCUGGCGGUAUCUGUGGAGAGAGAAACAGAUUUAACUUUGAAUUCAAUUUGACCCUAUCAUUUUGACCCAUUUCCUUGUCCUUCCCAGAACUUCUUUUUAAAGUUUUGUUCACUUUCCUUUUAAAAGCUAUUAUGGAUUCUACUUGCAUCACUCUUGGGUAAGAAAUUUCAAACAGACAAUAAGCCUUAUUUUGUGGAUCUUUUCAUAAUGAUGAUCCUGCAGUCUGUUUUUAGACGUUCGCUGGAAGUGGGAGUACCUGGUAAGCCACCUUGAACUGCUACAGUUUGUGAUGCACAGAAUUCUGCUCAUCAGGAAUUAUAGGAUUCUUAUCUUCAGAUGCUUCCUCCAGAAUGGUGUUGAGUAGCUAAAUGUGGCUUAACUAAUUGGUAAAAAUUCAAUAUUUAAAGCAAACCAUAUAUUACUCCAAUGUAUAGGACUAUAGAAUCCUUAUCUCUAAUAUCAGCAUUCCAAUUUAAAGAUUUGUUCAUCCACACAUUUAGCUCACUACUGUUGACCAUCUUGCUGCUUUUGGUAGACAGUUUCCCACAGUGUACAGUAUGAUCCUUCUGUGGUUAUCCGUUGUCUGAUCCUGAAUGGUGAACAUCUACGUAGUAUUUGAUCAUGAAGCUUGUGCAGCUGAGCCUGAUCCUGCCCUCCCCUGACUUCCGUAUGUCAACAGCAGGAGUCACCAAAUAAUUUGAGAAUCUAGGGAAAAUGUCACCCCAGUAGAGGGCUUCUCUAGCUGGUUGUAUGCCCUUGCUGAGAUCAGUCACUUCAGCACCGACACUACAGAGUAGAGUCCAGAUUAAACUGUAGUGUCUUUCCCUGAUCAGCUACCUGUGGCAGUUUUGCAGUUCAGUUUCAGGGUUAAUUUUGGAUCAACUUUAAAGUUAAUUUCCUUUUUUAAGCAAUGUUGGAGUGGAGGUUCAAAUAUCAUUCUCCCCCAUCCUCCAGGUUAUUUUCUUUGGGUGGGCGUAUUACUAAACACUGUUUUUGUCAAGUUUGGGCUGUGUCAGGAUUACUUUGACAUUUUGCAAACCACUACAAUCAGCUGAAUUUACUAUAUUAACAAGCAUCUUGUCCAAGUCAGCAUCAUUUAUUUACUACAGGUAAAUAAUUCAUGUUAUCAUUAGUACAUUUCUGAUCACUUUGAGCACCUAUGACCUGCUGACCCUCUGACCUCUUUAGGAUAUUGAAUGUGUUGACAUGAAUUCAAUGAUACAAUUUCGUUAUUUAAAAUUGCAGUUUUGAAAUGGUCCUUUUUUUGCUAAUGGUCAGUAUUAGACAAUUAAAUUUGUUGGGAUGCUAAUUGCUGUUGAAGGGCUUUUUUUUUUGACAAACUUCAUUUGUGCUGUUAAACUCCUGGGUAUGUGACACAAACAACCCAAAGAUUGUGAACAAAAUAUUCACUUUUGGUUUUAUUAACAUUGCAAGAGUUUAACAUGGGCAGGACUGCUAACUUGCAUUGUAGUAUUGCGUGUUUAUCUUAACAGUGGCAAAAUUAAGAGUUUCAUAUCAUCAGACAAAAUGGUUAUUGGUUUUUAGUUGGCUCAAUUUGUGGCAAUUAUUCAAUUCUGGACAGGUAGAGUCAGCAGCCAAGACGUAGUUCGAGAAGGCAGGUUCUGCAAACACCAUGCACAGUAAUAAAUGUGGUUUUGAUAUACAAGAAACUGCUGUGGCCUUAUGCAGACUAAGGUAGACGCCAGUUUGCUAAUACCUAAAUGCUGAUCUCUGGAAUGAUAAAAGACAUUUCUCGACUAUAAUCAUUUUUGUUAUUGUGCAAAAUGAGUUUGAAGUAAUUUAGUCAUUGUAAGUUUUGAACAUUAGCCAAUCAGCAGCAUAAAGUCAUGUCAUGAAUAUUUACCAAAUUCAGUGUUAAGAGUAGCUCUCUUUUUAAGAAAAAGGGUAAGUUCAAGUGUACCUGGAAAGAAUUUACUGCCUCCUUUGGAUUGUGUACGGUUUUAUUUAGUUUGGUGAAAAUAUAUUUGUGAUGGAUCUAGGGUGUAAUCCCUCUUUGAGGCAGCUCUGAUACAAGUACCGUUGCUAUAUGUACUUGUGUAUACCAACAUGUCAGGUCCUUUAGCACUGAUAACUAUUUGCACCUCUAACAUGAUGAGCUAUGUUUUCUGUGGGUGUGAAUUAUGAUAUAUGUCUAAUGCUGAACUAAAUCAUAAUUUUCUUUCAGGAUGUGGGCAGCAUGGGUUAGGCCAGCAUUGUUUAUCCAAUCCUAACUGAUCUGCAGAUAAUGAGCUGCCAUCUGGAGCCAUUGCAUUCCAUGCAAUGUCGGUACACCCACAUUGCUGUUAGGAAAAAAGUUCCAGGUUUCUAAUCUUUUGCUGGGCUGUUGGUUU